Messenger RNA from Suillus fuscotomentosus, 195 nucleotides. RefSeq lists its product as uncharacterized. Bases 1 to 195 code for a protein of 64 amino acids. NCBI's taxonomy places the organism in Eukaryota, Fungi, Basidiomycota, Agaricomycetes, Boletales, Suillaceae. The record is from RefSeq and is a predicted model, not a curated record. The transcript has a single exon.
AUGUCUUCCAAGACUGCAUCAUCAUUCGAACACGAGUCAUCAUCCAACUCGCAUCACUGCACCCGCCACUCUCAUACCACUCCCGUAUCAAUGCGCAUCUCAUCAGAUGAUGACUCCUGCUUCAACUUCAAUGCACCUCAGUGCUGCCACUGUGGCUGGCGCGGAUCCCACUCCCCAAGCUGUCCAUUCCGCUGA